This is a messenger RNA of Monoraphidium neglectum, 630 nucleotides long. RefSeq lists its product as hypothetical. The record is from RefSeq and is a predicted model, not a curated record. The annotation marks the transcript as partial. NCBI's taxonomy places the organism in Eukaryota, Viridiplantae, Chlorophyta, Chlorophyceae, Sphaeropleales, Selenastraceae. The transcript has a single exon.
GGCGGGGAGGGGCGGCUGGGCGCCAGCAGCGGCGAGGAGGAGGAGCGGGGUCCCAGCUCCCCGCGUGCCGAGCCUCGCCCGAGCAUGCGCACCCUUGCUGCUGCCCGGGCGCGGCGCGGCGGCGCCUUGAGCAGCGGAGAAGAGGGUGUGGAGGAGGCCGGGCAGGGGGGCGGCGGCCCCACCGUCCCCAACAGCGGCGAGGGCACUACCAGCCGCCGCCACCCCGGGCUGCUGCAGGGCGCCUCUUCCUCCCGGCGCGGCCGGCGCGGCUUUGGCGGGUUUGGCAGCUUUGGCGGCGCCAGCAGCGGCGAGGUGAGCGACGAGGACUGGGCGGCGCGCGACCCCUGGCUGCCUGAGUACGGGUCUGUGGCCGAGACCACCACUGCCGACGAGGAGGGCGAAGACGAGGAGGGCGCGGCGCAGGGCGGCGUCGCCAGGCUGCGGCCCUGGAAUAGCCGGCAGGCGCGCGCGCUCUGGCCCUACUCCACCGCCGGCGGCGAAGGGGGGGGCGUGGCUGCGGUGGCGGGCGUCGCGGCGGGGAGGGCGGUGGCGCGCUCGCAGCGGCGGAGCGCGGGGCCGCCGACGAGCGCUGCAGGAGAGUCGCCUGGGGCUGCGACAAGGCCCGAGUAG